UCCUAUAGGGCGCCUAUCUAUCGUCGACUCAACACUCGAUUCGUUGAGAGCUUUGACAACAAAACACAUCUAUUUUGAUGUCUAAUCGCAUCUGAAAAGCAUUGACAGCGCCGAAGACAUCACCGAAGACACUGUGAGCAUCGCAUCGGCACGAGUGUCCGCACCCACACCGCCGCCCACGACAUGACUGAUAACUUCAACUCUCACUCUAAUGAGACCAAUGCCGCCAACUCGGAGGCCCAGCAAAUGCUGGACACCUUCUGGCACCGGGAGAUCGACAACAUCAAGAACUUGGGACAAAAUGACUUCAAGAACCAAGAGUUACCAUUGGCUCGCAUUAAGAAGAUCAUGAAAUUAGACGACGACGUGAAGAUGAUAUCAGCGGAAGCGCCGGUUCUGUUCGCAAAGGCCGCAGAAAUAUUCAUAACAGAGAUCUCAUUGAGGGCUUGGAUUCACACGGAAGACAAUAAGCGGCGGACACUGCAGAGGAAUGACAUAGCGAUGGCCAUCACGAAGUACGAUCAGUUCGACUUCCUCAUCGACAUCGUGCCCAGGGAUGAGCUCAAGCCUAACACCAAACGCCAGGAGAACGACGCCCUGCGCUCCGCAGUGACCACCACUCAGACCGUACACCCGGAUCAGGUCCAGUACUACCUGCAGUUAGCCCAACAGCACCAGCAGGCGCUCCAACACCAGGGCCCACAACAGACACAACAGAUCCAGAUCUUACAGACGGGUGCGACGGCUGGCGGUCAGCCCCAGUUCGCAGUGUCGCCGCAGUUAGUGCAGGUCCAGGUGCCCCAGCAAACCAACAACGCUGGCGGUGACGGCCAUACCGUGCAGCCAACCACUCAAGUGCUUCAGAUCCAGGCGCCGAACGCCACGUCCAACCAAAAGACGGGACAAAUACAGAUCGUGCAGAACGUGAUCAACGCCAACGGAGAGGUCGUUCAGCAACAGAUACCCAUCCAGGCUUGGAUUCACACGGAAGACAAUAAGCGGCGGACACUGCAGAGGAAUGACAUAGCGAUGGCCAUCACGAAGUACGAUCAGUUCGACUUCCUCAUCGACAUCGUGCCCAGGGAUGAGCUCAAGCCUAACACCAAACGCCAGGAGAACGACGCCCUGCGCUCCGCAGUCACCACCACUCAGACCGUACACCCGGAUCAGGUCCAGUACUACCUCCAGUUAGCCCAACAGCACCAGCAGGCGCUCCAACACCAGGGCCCACAACAGACCCAACAGAUCCAGAUCUUACAGACGGGUGCGACGGCUGGCGGUCAGCCCCAGUUCGCGGUGUCCCCGCAGUUAGUUCAGGUACAGGUGCCCCAGCAAACCAACAACGCUGGCGGUGACGGCCAUACUGUGCAGCCAACCACUCAAGUGCUUCAGAUCCAGGCGCCGAACGCCACGUCCAACCAAAAGACGGGACAAAUACAGAUCGUGCAGAACGUGAUCAACGCCAACGGAGAGGUCGUUCAGCAACAGAUACCCAUCCAGUUAUCGGCCCAACAGAUUCAGGCACUCCUUCAGGGCCAGGCGGGCGGUCAGGCCGGCGCUAAUCAGCCCAUUAUCCUAACCUCACCCCUACAACAGGCCAUGUCUAUGCCUCAGUACCAAAUAGCUACCAGUGCUGCUGGCACUCAAUUCCUGCAAACGGUGGUGUCCGGCGGCACCACUAAUGUGGCCGGAGGUCUGACCCAACAUCAGACCGACUCCUCCCCACAAUUGGACGACGAGUCCAACGAGACUUAA
Molecule: messenger RNA, 1755 nt
Organism: Oppiella nova
Lineage: Eukaryota; Metazoa; Arthropoda; Arachnida; Sarcoptiformes; Oppiidae
Source: the annotation of a GenBank genome assembly